Plasmodium malariae is the source of this 708-nucleotide messenger RNA. RefSeq names its product conserved Plasmodium protein, unknown function. The transcript is spliced from 6 exons. The record is from RefSeq and is a predicted model, not a curated record. NCBI's taxonomy places the organism in Eukaryota, Apicomplexa, Aconoidasida, Haemosporida, Plasmodiidae. The coding region runs from base 1 to 708 and encodes 235 amino acids.
AUGUAUUUAGGGGUUAAGAACAUAAAUAAAAAUUAUGAAAAGAAUUAUUCUAGCAUGACUAACGAAGAAAGACUUAAACUGAAAAGAAGAAUAAUGUACGAUGCAUUGAACUUUUCCCAACAUUUUUCUUAUUCCAACUUCGUCAACUAUAAAUACUUGUCCCAAGUUUAUGCAACGAGCUCAGAAGAACUGAAAGACAUGGAGAACAUUGUUAGGGAAAUAAAACUUGACAAUAACAAGAAAAAGGAAUUGUUUAAGUUGGCAAGACAAAAAAUUCCUCUCUUUUAUUUCCCCCUUAAUAAUAUGUACAAUGAAGGAGAGCUAAAAUACUUUGAAAAUUGUAUUCUUCCCUAUGUUAAUAAACAAGAGGAAAUUAAGCAAAUUCAGAAAUUUCUCUUUAAUGCAUAUCAGAAUUAUAUUAUUUACAAUAAUAUAUUUGAAUUAUGGACAGGCGACCUCGACUCUCUGAACAGAUUUUCUAUUUUUGAAAUGUACAAAAAUAAAAAUCAGCACCAAAAAAAUGCGAUGUAUGAAGACUACAGAGAAAAUAUACAUUUUAACAAAAUUCAAAAAAUUAAGAGAAGAAUUAGGAUGCACAUAUACAAGGAUAAUAACAAAGAUAAUGAAAAUAAGGAAAAUACAGAAGAAUAUAAACUAGAAUCAGAGAAAGUAAAAAACCCUAACGUUAAUUUCGACGACUGGCUGUAA